UUCGAGAAUUUUUUUUUUUUUUUUUCUUUACUGAGUGUGCGGUUUUGUUUCACUGUUUUGAGUGGGCCGGUGGUUGUUUUGCGGCUGAAACUGUGAAACAAAGAUCAGAAAUGAAGAAGACUAUGGUCAACCUCGUUCUCUAUUCUGUAUCACUGCUUGAGCUCCAAAGUUUUUGCGUACUGGCUCACUGUACGCAAGAAGACAGCGAGCAAGGUAUUUGUCAGACAGGCAGUGGUGAGAACAAGUACGCCGAGGCUGUCAACACACGCUGGACUGCAUACUUAAACAAGGUUAAUGAAAGUUUACAUAAAUACAAACCGUGCGACGAAGAAGAUCGUCAGUGUGCCUGCCACGAAAAAGUGAUCGAGAACGACUUGUCUCUGUGGGCGAAAAGUGGAAUAACCGCUCAAAUUUUUGAACGGGCUAAACCACGGGGCAUUCACUACCAAAUAAUUGACCACAAGCUCUACCGUGGCGAGGAAUGCAUGUUUCCUUUCAGGUGUUCGGGCGUAGAGCAUUUUCUGCUUCAGAUUGUGGACAGACUACCGGAUAUGGAAUUCGUCCUAAACACACGCGACUGGCCUCAGUCAAACAAACAUUUCGAAGCGCUGCCCGUGUUUUCAUUCAGCAAAACAAAGGACUACUCCGACAUUAUGUAUCCUGCUUGGACUUUCUGGGCCGGAGGACCCGCUAUUAGUUUGUACCCUACAGGUAUAGGACGUUGGGACAUACAGAGGGACCUCAUCACCAGGACUGCCGACAAAAAAUGGCCCUGGGACAACAAAAAACCCGUGGGUUUUUUUCGGGGUUCGCGCACUAGCGCAGAACGUGAUCCGCUCAUCUUACUGUCCCGCAGCAAGCCAGAGUUCGUGGAUGCCCAAUACACAAGAAACCAAGCCUGGAAAUCUGACAAGGAUACUCUAGGUGCACCCGCAGCUAAAGAAAUCAGAUUUGAAGAUCACUGCGAGUUCAAGUAUCUGUUCAACUUCCGAGGAGUCGCCGCCAGCUUCCGUCUGAAGCACCUGUUUCUGUGCAAAUCGCUUGUGCUGCACGUGGGAGACGAAUGGCUGGAAUUCUUUUAUCCCGCAUUAAUUCCGUGGGUGCAUUACAUACCAGUACGGACGGACUUGGAAGAUGUGGAAGAGUUGUUAGAAUUUGCGAAAGAAAACGAUAAGGUGGCUCGUGAGAUUGCGGAGCGGGGAUACGACAUGAUAUGGAAACAUUUGAGAAUGGAAGAUGUUACGUGCUAUUGGCUAAAAUUGCUGGAGAAAUAUGCCAAGCUGCUCAGAUAUAAAGUCAAGCAUGAUAAGAGCUUAAUACGGAUCACUUCCAGCAUGAAGGCCUGAAUAGUAAGCGAGGAAGGCAUACGAAUUAUGAAAACUGCUGGCCAAGCCUGCAUAACUGAAACCUUUUGGAUAAGGCACAAUGCAGAAAAUAAUGGUCACUAACAAGCAUAACUAUGUGCCUCAACCAAGCAGUCCUAUGACAUCGAGGCGAUAGCCUUCGGGUUGCUGACAGCUGAAGUGCUCUGGCAGGAGAUUUAGCUGCGACUAUUUUUUGCAAGUGAGCAUUGAAGAUGCUUAUAUUUCGUAUUUGUAUUGGUGAUUACACAUUCACGUCACAACUCACCGACUGCCUUAACCUGUUGCUAUGUUGAAUUAAAAAAAACUGGAGA
This is a messenger RNA of Ornithodoros turicata, 1675 nucleotides long. RefSeq names its product O-glucosyltransferase rumi homolog. The transcript has a single exon. The record is from RefSeq and is a predicted model, not a curated record. Bases 111 to 1346 code for a protein of 411 amino acids. Gene Ontology annotation, cellular component: endomembrane system. Gene Ontology annotation, biological process: protein O-linked glycosylation; positive regulation of Notch signaling pathway. Gene Ontology annotation, molecular function: UDP-glucosyltransferase activity; UDP-xylosyltransferase activity. NCBI's taxonomy places the organism in Eukaryota, Metazoa, Arthropoda, Arachnida, Ixodida, Argasidae.